AUGUCUCAGGAGUACAGAACGAGAUCGAGAUCGAGGUCUUUCAGUGAUCAAGCAGCCACACAGGAAGAAGAAAGACCAUUUGUUAAUCUUAAUAUGAAUGUAAACAUGAGGCCCAAGAAUCAGGUAGAAGUACAGAUAGGGCUCGUUGGUGAUGCACAAGUCGGUAAAACUUCAUUAAUGGUGAAAUAUGUUCAGAAUGUCUUUGAUGAAGAAUACACACAAACGCUUGGGGUGAAUUUCCUGAAAAGAAAAGUAAGUGUAAGAUCUACAGAUAUCGUUUUUUCAUUGAUGGACUUAGGUGGUCAAAGAGAAUUUAUAAAUAUGCUACCUAUUGCUUCUCUAGGCUCCUCGGCAAUUAUUUUUCUAUUCGACUUGACAAGAGCCGAAACUUUAAGCUCAAUAAAAGAAUGGUUCAGACAGGCGCAUGGUUUGAACGAUACUGCUAUCCCUAUACUAGUAGGCACUAAAUAUGAUCUAUUUGUAGAUCUAGAUCCGGAUUAUCAAGAACAAAUGUCGCGAACGAGUAUGGAAUAUGCUCAGGUAAUGGAUGCACCACUUAUUUUUUGCUCUACUGCAAAGUCAAUUAAUGUUCAAAAGAUUUUUAAAGUCGCGCUGGCAAAAAUCUUCAGCCUUACAUUAACCAUACAAGAGAUUAACGAGGUUGGGGAUCCGCUAUUGAUUUAUAAAACAUUAGGUACUGCCAAAAGAGAUCAGGAUAAGACCGAUAAUAUAAAAAAUUCAAACACAAAUGUUACCACAGAAAGCCGAAGAAAAAGCCCUACAUAUACGCAAUAG
This is a messenger RNA of Zygotorulaspora mrakii, 795 nucleotides long. RefSeq names its product Ras family GTPase TEM1 (gene TEM1). Gene Ontology annotation, molecular function: GTP binding; GTPase activity. The record is from RefSeq and is a predicted model, not a curated record. Bases 1 to 795 code for a protein of 264 amino acids. Gene Ontology annotation, cellular component: spindle pole body. Lineage: Eukaryota; Fungi; Ascomycota; Saccharomycetes; Saccharomycetales; Saccharomycetaceae. The transcript has a single exon. Gene Ontology annotation, biological process: regulation of exit from mitosis.